Messenger RNA from Zophobas morio, 1844 nucleotides. Its product is annotated as 4'-phosphopantetheine phosphatase. The coding region runs from base 354 to 1433 and encodes 359 amino acids. Gene Ontology annotation, cellular component: cytosol; nucleus. The record is from RefSeq and is a predicted model, not a curated record. NCBI's taxonomy places the organism in Eukaryota, Metazoa, Arthropoda, Insecta, Coleoptera, Tenebrionidae. The transcript has 4 exons. Gene Ontology annotation, molecular function: pantothenate kinase activity; ATP binding. Gene Ontology annotation, biological process: coenzyme A biosynthetic process.
UUGACAUUGACUCCGUCAACUACAAACGUCAAAUAAUUAUCACAAAUUCUCAAAUUUAAACAUCCAAUAUUAUUAUUCAAAACGUUGCAAAAUGUAUGAGUGACAGUUGUUUUUUUCUAUCACGGAACGAAUGUAGACAACAUCACGACUUUUCUUUGAAAUUUACAACUAGUUUCAAAAAGGUUGAAGUUUACAUUGCCAUGAAUUGUUUAUUGAUAAAAAGUGACAGUACUUAGACAAUAAAUCCGGAAUUAUAUAAAACAAUCAUUUUGAUACCACUGAAACAAUAAGUGCUGAUAACUAUAUUUACGAAAACUUAGCUGUAACAGUCACACAAAUGAAGUGAGGUUAAGAUGGAUAAAUCCGAAAAUGUGUGCCCUUUACUCAAAAAUCCGGGUGUGUAUAACCCUGACACGAUAGAUUUAGUCAAUGAUACGAAAGAACGGAAAUACUGGUUACCCUGCCUCGCAAAUAUGGUAAAGAAAUUUGUUGGUAAAGCCAGUUUUUUAAAUCCAGAUUAUCCCGAAGCGGCUGAAAGUGCGGAAAUUUGCUUUCAAAAAUUUCAUGAACUUGUAGUUAAAGCUGUGGAGGAUCCCAGUAUUUUAGAGCCCUUAAGUAUUCGUACUUUACUGGAGUUUAAUGAGGACAAUUUACAAGCCAAUAAUUUUAAAGAUGCGUGGUAUACACAGAAAGUGUCAGAGAGCAGUGCCGCGCUGAAAGAAUUUAAAGAUCGAAUAGAUUUUAUUGAUUCCAUAGCAGACUUCGAAGCCAGAUGGUUAGAAAUUGUGACAGGUGUUUUAGCAGGAAAUGUAUUCGACUGGGGUUCUACUGUAGUUGCUGACAUAUUAGAGACAUCCACAAACUUUGGUUUUACACAAGCCAUGAGCACCAUCGAGAAAAGACCUUGGUUUAGAGACAAUUUGGACAAUUGGAUAGACAGAAUUAAGAAGGAAUCCUACAAAGAAGCAGUCAUUUUUGUUGAUAACGCCGGCGUAGAUUUCAUUCUUGGAAUUUUACCACUGGUUAGAGAAUUUUUAAAACAAAACACUAGAGUCAUUUUAACUGGAAACACGUCGCCAGCUUUAAAUGAUGUUACAUACGAUGAAUUAAAACUAUAUUCACAGGAAGCAGCCAAAAAUUGCCCGAUUAUUGAAAAGGCUAUUAAUACAGAUCAGCUUGUAAUGGUGGAAAAUGGUCAAAAAGGUCCCUGUUUAGAUUUGGCCAAUUUAUCACCUGUUUUAGAACUGUGCCAAGUGAUGACUUCUGCAGAUUUGGUUGUUCUAGAAGGCAUGGGACGAGCAGUGCACACAAAUCUAUAUGCUAAAUUCACUGUGGACAGUGUAAAAUUAGCAGUGUUAAAAAAUGAGUGGUUAGCAAAAAGUUUGGGAGGACAGCAGUUUUCUGUCAUUUUCAAUUAUGAAACAGCAACUUAGUUAGCUAAGAUGUUAUACUGUGAUCAAUCAUAGUAUUAAGGACUUUGCAAGAAAAUCAAUAAGUGUUUUUGUAAUAUGCAGAUGUCAUCCAAAAGUGGGUUGUUGAAAACAUAGGCAAUCAGAUCAGGUGUACAGAGUUAACUGCCACACAAGAAAUUUUUAGUUUAAUAACAGUUGUAAAAUCUUUCAGAAAAUUGUCAAUAAUCAGUUUGUAUUUUGUUUUAAAAUUUCAAACUUAUACUUAUUCCUUAAAACUGAUUACUGAUAGUUAACAAUUGUAAAUUAUUUCUCGGUAGAGUACCUAGAUAAAUUACUUAUCACAAAAACCUCUUGUGAUAAACAAUGAGUUCAAAUUAAAUUAUUAGAUAUUCUGUUUAAUAGAUUAUUUAAAUUAAAUGUUACUAUUCUUUA